AGCUUUUGCAGGAGAAAACUGGCAGGGCGAUUUUUACGUUUGUUUGCUUGCAUUGCACGAACAUCCUGAAACCAAUUUCAAUUCAAUUUGAAUUGAUUCAUUGCAGGAUGACUAGUGAGAGUAUCAAAGUUAUAUGAUGCACCCUAAUUUUAUGCUUUUUGGUAGAAAGUGGGCUCAGACUGACUUGCGCUGGCGCCUGGCACUGACAUCCAGCUCACGUACCCAAGGCCAUCUAUAGAAGGAAAAGUUGAAGUCUGUGCAAAAGAAAAAAGAAAAAAUAGAUAGAAAUGGACGAUCUGCAAGGAGAGGUCAAGGACUUUGUAAGUCAGCUUGGCUUUGAGAAGUUCAGCAAUAUCCACAUAGCCUCUGACGAUGAUUCACCCAGUGAUAAACCAGUCAAAUCAGCUCAGAAACGCAAACAAGUGAAGCAGAAGGAGCGGAAGUCCAAGCCGGCCGAUGGUGCACCGACCGGUAGCGAUAAGAAACAAGCUCGCCACACCCCUGAUACAAAGAAGGGGAAGGGUCAUCACACCCCAGAUGGAGAUAAGGGAAAAGGCCAACACACCCCUGAUGGAGGAAAGGGCAAGGGACGCUGUGCUACCACUGGAGCCACAAAACAGUCCAGCGACCGACCCGCAGACGGAUCCGAGAGCUCUCCAUCGACCCCAAAGGAAUCUCGGAAGGCUCGUAAGCGGAAGGCCGGCCGCCGCUCUCAGCAGACGGACGGAGACGCGGCCGUACAGGUGGACCAGAUCUCCAGUUCGACGGCUGACGACACCGGCAGCCCCCCGCCGGUACCCGCCGCCUCGGCCGGUGCCUCCAGCGGUGUAACCAAGUGGUACCAGAACUCUGUGACUGAAGACGCGGACGCUGCGCCGGUUCCUCCCCCGGCCGCCGGAGCGCUCCUCCAGGAGGCGUCCGCGGCGCUGGCACAGGCCGUGAAGGCGUUCAAGGCGGACGGUGGCGGCGGUCAGUCGGGCUGGACACAGACGGUUCUCACCUCGGGUACCGUGUCGGAUAAGCUGGCGGCGCGACAGGCGCUGCUGGCCAGUCGGCCGCUGGUGGCGCUACACCUCAUUGAGGACACCGUCCGAAUGGUGGCGGCCAAGGGGAAGGGACACGCCAUGCAGGCCAUGCAAAUGCUGGCCAACUCAUUCGGCGCCCAUCUGCUGCCGCCGGGCCGGAAACUGAAGCUGUUUAAGCAGCAGCCUCUGGGGGCGCUGCAGCGUAUAUCUGGGGGUGACCCGGCAAUCAGGAGACGCCAGCUGAUGCUGUGGCUGUUUGAGGAGCGCCUGAAGUCUGUAUACGCCGACUUUGUCGGCCGGGUCCGAGAGAUGUCGCACGAUACUCUGGAGAAGACCCGCAAACACGGUGUGAACACGCUCUCACAGCUGCUGGUCGCCCAUCCGGAGCUGGAACAGAGACUGCUGGAGGUGCUUGUGAACAAGCUCGGCGACGAGAAGAAGUCGGUGGCGUGUCUGGCGGUUCGCCGGCUGGGCGCCCUGCUCCGCGCUCACCCGGCCAUGCGCACGGUGGUCGUCAAAGAGGUGGAGCGGCUGCUCUUCAGGCAGAACGUCGGCAAGCGUGUCCAGUUCUACGGAGUCACCUUUCUCUCACAAGUGCAGUUCUCCGACGAGGGCGACGAAGCGUUGGCGCAGCGCAUCGUCAAAAUCUACGUGGGAUUCUUCCGUGCCUGCGUUAAACAGGCGGAGCUGGACGCGCGUCUGAUGCGCGCCCUGCUCACGGGCCUGUCGGGCUGUGUGGGCCGCGCCCGUCUGGUGGGGGAGCAGCUGCAGCAGUAUGUCCACCCGCUACACCACAUCGCCCAGCUGGCCAACUUUGGAGUGGCCACGCAGGCGCUGCUGCUCAUGUUCCGACUGACCACGGCAGGCGGACAGACGGAGCCGACUGAUAGGUACUACAGCACGCUGUACAAGAAGCUGGUCCACCCGGGUCUGGCCACCUCCCAGAAGGUGGCUGACUUCCUGAACCUCGUGUACCGCUCCAUCCGUCUGGAUCCGUGUGAGCCGCGCGCCCGUGCCUUCAUCAAGCGUCUCCUGCAGGCGUGCCUGCACCAGACGGCGGCGCUGGCCUGCAGUGUGCUGCUGCUCGUGUCGGAGUUGCUGAAGCGCCGACCCGAGCUGGCGCGACUGUCCGGUCUGCCCGCGCCGCCGGCCGAGUCGUGGUCGGACCGGCCGGACGGAGAGGCAGAGGAUGACGAGGAGGCGCCCAGGGAUGUGCCUCUGUCUGAUGAGGAGAGAGGGGGAGACGAGGACGGCCCGGCGGCCGUUCCGCCGCCGCCGGCCGGCUGGCAGUUCGUGGCGACUGGCGGAGCCACCGCCGCCGGUCGGGAGAGGAGACGGUAUGAUCCGCUGUACAGGGAACCGCGCUGGUGCCGCGCGGAGCGAGCUGCUCUCCACGAGCUGGCCCCGCUGGCGCGCCACCUACACCCGACCCUGGCGCUGUUCGCUGGACAACUGCUGACCGGGCAGAAACCGACCUAUACCGGGAAUCCGCUGCACGACUUUCAGCUGAUGCACUUCCUCAACAGGUUCUGCUACAAGAACCCGAAGGCCUCGGCCCGCUCGGGCGCGGAGGAGGCCCGCCGCCUGCCGGUGAACGCCGCCGGAUACGCGCGCCUUCCGACCAGCCAGGUGCCGCACGACGAGCGAUUCUUCCACAAGUACUUCUCAUGGCGAGCCGAGAAGCUGGGAACGGCCGACCCGGCGCCGCGAAUCACCGACGAGUCCGGUGACGUGACCGACGAGGCGUUCGACUCGUUCCUGGACGGAUUCUUCGGAAAGAAGGCCGAUGGCGUCGACUUUCUGGCCGAGAUGGCCGACGGAGGCGCCGAGCCCGGCUCGGAGGACGAGGAAGGCGACGGAGACCAGCUCGCUUCGGGCUCUGAUGACGAUGACGAGCUGGACCUCGGAGAGGACGAUGAUGACGAUGAGAUGGAGGAGGACAGUCUCGGGGAGGACGAGGACGAUGACGAAGAAUUUGCCGUCCCGGCCAAGAAGUUCAAAUCGUCGUCAAUGGCAGGGAAGCGGAAAGGAGGAAAGGGAGACGUCUCCGACCUGUUCGCCUCAGCAGAUGACUUCUCCGAGCUCCUGGAGGAGGGGGUUGAGGCCAGCGAGGCGGCGGAGAAGGCCAGCAAAACCAACCGUCACCAACUGCAAUGGGAGGAGAGUGGCUCUGGGAAAAGGCGCCGCCAGGGCUCAGGGAAGAUCGACCGGAGAGGAAAGCACAAGGCCAAGAGGGCGGGCAGCGCUCGGGGCCGUCGCUCAAAGUAACUUCGGGGUGCUUUGGGGAGGGAGGGAGUGUCAGCUCCAUGUCGGCUUGUUCAUGGUUAGAUAUAUUGACAAAUAUAUGCUCAUCGUGUCUGC
Amphibalanus amphitrite is the source of this 3386-nucleotide messenger RNA. Its product is annotated as CCAAT/enhancer-binding protein zeta-like. The transcript is spliced from 15 exons. NCBI's taxonomy places the organism in Eukaryota, Metazoa, Arthropoda, Thecostraca, Balanomorpha, Balanidae. Gene Ontology annotation, cellular component: nucleus. The coding region runs from base 288 to 3293 and encodes 1001 amino acids. The record is from RefSeq and is a predicted model, not a curated record.